This is a messenger RNA of Liolophura sinensis, 5550 nucleotides long. Its product is annotated as fibroblast growth factor receptor 2-like. The transcript is spliced from 22 exons. Gene Ontology annotation, cellular component: plasma membrane; signaling receptor complex. Gene Ontology annotation, biological process: protein phosphorylation; positive regulation of kinase activity; positive regulation of cell population proliferation. The record is from RefSeq and is a predicted model, not a curated record. The coding region runs from base 1145 to 3664 and encodes 839 amino acids. Lineage: Eukaryota; Metazoa; Mollusca; Polyplacophora; Chitonida; Chitonidae. Gene Ontology annotation, molecular function: ATP binding; fibroblast growth factor receptor activity.
AGUACGUGUAACUUUAGCGGUACAUGUAGCAUAAAUUCAUGAGUACAUGCAUGCGUGUCACAUUACCAUACAGGUUGUUUUUACAUAUAGGUGUUCUGCUAAAUAAACCCAAGCAUACACAAUGUUUUAUGUUAGAGAAGUACAUGUAGGCUUAUGUGUAUGUAUAAAUUACCCAUCACUGUAGGACCUAACACUGACCUUGUUCCAAAUUUAACUGAUACAUGUAUAUGGUACAUGAGUGAUAUGUAUUUGUACAUUAUUGAAUACCAAGGCGCCCAUUCAAUUCAUAGACUGUGAACUGCUUACAUGCUCAAUGUAGGUGUGCAUCUCUGAAAUUGGGGCGUUUGUCGUCACAGAGGGGCCUGGAUAGAACAUGUCUGAACAUGUAAGAUUUAAACAGUAAGCUUAAAUAAAACCUGCUUUCUGCCCGGACACCUUUACAGUACCUGAGGGCCGCCUGGGUUGAUGAGCUUCGAAUUUUACCUUCAUGGUCGCUGAUCGUCUAUAGAAUUGUACCCAAAGAUACCGUUAAAUUUUGUUUCUCUGAAACUUGAGAUUAGGUGUCAAGUUCCAGUUCCCUGUUAUUUAUUUGUUAUUUUUGUUGUCUGGUAUUACUGCUCAUUAAUUCCAGCGGUCCAGAGAAGAAUGCCAGCCCAGGGAUCUGUAAACCUCAGCCUCAACAUUCAAAACCCUGGGAUAGAUAUGGAAUACCUAUGUCAUCACACCAAAAGAAUUCCACACCAAGAGGGUCUAACAGUGACAAUGGUUCCACUGACAAGCCAAGUUGGCGAUAGAGUUGAUGUCCAGCCCAAAGCAUUGUCAGUUCCAAAGAAUGUUCACACAAAGAUGUCACUGUACAACCAUGCUACAGCUGUAAUCACAUGAUGGAAUGGAAUUACAGGUAUAAAGGUGAUAAGGUGAGGGCGCGUCAGUGGAGUAGCCGUGCAUGAGAUGCAGGCUUUUCAUUCACAAACCACUCGUCGCUUACGGUGUGGAGGGAGGAGUUACGAGCGACGCGUCACACGUCGGCCCCUUUGAUCAGCGGUCACGUGAUCUGUAAGGAAAACAGAAGGCCUAGUGCUGAGAGAAGAUGUGGGAAGACUAAGGUGCUGUGACAUAGCUGAGAAUAAGAAGACAUGACGUAAUGGCAAAGCUUACACAUGUGCUUCUGUUACUUGGAACAUUGGUGUGUAUUCAGUCUGGAUUCGGACGGAGAAUUAACCCCAGCAAACUAAAAGCACCUGUGUUUCACCAAAAGGUGGAAUCUCCUGUGUAUGCCAUAGAGAGUGCAGAGGCAAAGCUACGGUGUAAAGUUAAAGGGGAGCCAAAGCCAUUCCUCCUGUGGUACAGAAAUGGUCAGCUUAUCAAGCCAAACAAGAGGUUCCAGGUAGUACGGUACACACUGGUCAUCAAUAACAUCACUGUCAAUGACAGUGGGGAGUAUGCCUGUCAUGCCUUCAAUGAACAUGGGAAUAUCUGGGGCAAUUUUACUGUCCUAGUCACAACAGCAGAAGAUGAUGCGGAGUAUGAAGAGUACAAUGCUGCUGAAAUCAAACCAAACAUUGUCAGCAAACCAGGGGCACCAGUGUUCACAAACAAUAAGCCAAUGAGACAUCUGGUGGUGGUGCCUGCAGCACGCAGUGUCAGAUUAAAAUGUCCUGCAGCAGCAUCCCGAAGCCUAAUAUCACAUGGUGGAAAGGCAAUGUACCAUUUGUCAAGAGAGUCUUUGGUCAGGUCUGGCAUCUCUCAAGUGACCUGGUCAUUUCAAGUGAUAAUUGGCAGUACCCCCAGUUUAGUCACCCCACCCCCCCCCCAUGGUGUGUUUGAUCUCACCUUGUACUCAUCCAAGCCAGACUACGAAUUGAAGAUUAAGAAGUGGCAGCUUAUUUUACCGGAUGUGAUCCCAGAAGAUAAUGGAAACUACACAUGUGUGGUACAGAACAUACAUGGCAGGAUUCAGCACUCCUUUACUGUGGAGGUCAUCCCGAGGCUUCCAACUGCUCCUAUACUGGAAGGACCUCGGAACCAGACUGUAUAUGUGGGUGAGAUGGCGCUGUUUGAGUGCCAUGUGACAAGCGAUCCUCAACCACAUCUACAGUGGGUCAAACAUUACCAGGUGAACGGCUCGUAUAAGGCGGAGGAUGGAAAACCAUACAUCAAAGUUUUGCAGCAAUCCAGCAUGAACAACACUUCACCGGAAGCUGUGCUCAUUGAGAAUGUGACACUCAGCGAUGCUGGUUGGUACACCUGUCUGGCCACCAACUACAUAGGUGUAUCAUACAAGAGUGCCUGGCUUACUGUCCUGCCUCGUGAACCUGAGCCACCAGUGGUCCCAAAGGAGAAGACUGUAAACCUCAUGUACGUGUAUAUUAUUGUGGGUGGAGUUGUUUUCCUGAUGAUCUUCUGUGUUGUUGUCGUCGUGCUCAAAGUGAGGUUCUGCAAUGGUGUUUUUGAUCCUUCAAAGCACUCGGUUCGUAAGAAAGUCAUCAUACAGUGGCAGCCGAACCUGAUUUACUAUGAUGAGAAGAUGGACCCCUCUAAGCAGCCCCUGAUGGCUCCAGUAGUGAGGAUAGAGUCUCAUCUACAAAGAGGAAGACCCAGGUUCCCGUCCAAUGUUAGCACCAUGUCUGAGUACGAUAUCCCACUGGAUGAAAAGUGGGAGGUCGACAAGGAAAAUAUUACGCUUGGCAAACCUCUUGGAGAGGGAGCAUUUGGGGUGGUGAUGCAAGGAGAGGCCCGUUGUUUGCCUAACAAGCAAGGCAUCACAACAGUGGCUGUCAAGAUGUUGAAAGAGGAUGCAACAGACCAUGAAAUGAUGGACCUUGUGGCAGAAAUGGAGGUGAUGAAGCUGAUAGGCAGCCAUAAGAAUAUCAUCAAUCUGCUGGGAUGCUGCAGUCAGUCCGGACCUCUGUUUGUUUUGGUUGAAUUUGCACCCCACGGAAAUCUGAGAGACUUUUUGAGAAGUCGCAGACCACCCAAUUCUGGAUAUGAACAACCCCUUGCCAGUUUUGACCCUCCCAAACACAAACCCUUGACACUGAAGGAUUUAAUUUGUUUUUCUUAUCAAGUUGCAAGAGGAAUGAAAUAUUUGUCUGACAAACAUUGUAUACACAGAGAUUUGGCAGCACGAAAUGUUCUAGUUGCUGAGGAUUAUGUGCUGAAGAUAGCAGAUUUUGGCCUUACAAGAAAUGUUCAACAUGUGGAUUACUACAGAAAGAAAAGUGAUGGGAGGUUACCUGUGAAGUGGAUGGCCCCGGAGGCACUGUUUGACAGGAAGUACACCACAAAGAGUGAUGUGUGGUCGUAUGGGGUAUUGUUAUGGGAGAUUUUCACCCUGGGUGGUAACCCUUACCCCUCUGUUCCCGUGGAGAAGCUGUUCGAGCUGCUGAGAGAAGGUCACCGCAUGGAGAAACCACCCUACUCCUCACCCGAGAUGUAUAACAUCAUGCAAAAGUGUUGGGAACAGUGCCCUACGGCCAGACCAAGCUUUGAGGCACUGGUCCAGGAGUCGGACAAAAUCCUCAUGUCGUCCUUAAGAGAGGAGUACCUGGAUUUGGAGCCUCUAGAAAGUCCCACAAGCACAACGUCAGCAGACAGUAAUUAUUCUUCCUUAUCCCAAGACACGUCUUCAGACAGUGGGGAUGGGAGCUUGUCAGAUGUAUAGCACAGUUUGCUGACAGAGACUGUAUAACUGUAAAGGUGGCCUUGGCAAACAACAUUUAAAGUGACUGUUGGGUGAUCUUGCUAUGCCUUGGCCCCUCACCUAUAACAUUGGUGCAUUUGUUGUUGUUGUUGUGAACACAAUUGGUCCCUUCUGUGUUUUCAAUUGCCAGGCAAGACAUGAUGUGCUGAUCCGUAGGACAAGACUUGUACCCUACAUUAAAAGAUUGUGCUUUCCAUGUCGUCUUGCAUAAAGUACUAAGGUACAAGCUAUGGAUAUCAAGUAUUCUGUACUCUAUGGAGGGCUCAUCCAGAUUUCCAUGUGCAUCCACCAUGAAAGGAUGGCAAGUAGAAGGAUAUUCUUGAAGGAUUCUGUGUUGUACCUAGGUGUAGAAUUUAUGCCAAGUGCCUGAAAGAUAUACAAGAUGGUCAUAGUGCUGCCAGUCAUUGGAGUAUGGCCAAGAUAUUGGAAGUUUUCCAAUAUAUUGGUGGCAGUAGUGUGACAAACAAUUUUAGUCAAACGAUAAAAGAGUUGUGCUAUCCCAGACUUUGUCCUCCUCAGUGGAAAGGUAACUAUUAAUUAAGUAACAGUGACAAACUCUUCCUAUGUGUUCUGACAGGACAACUGGGGAAUACAUAUAGAACUUGUCUGUACCUUUUGUAUCAUGCACACUAUUAUUUGUAAUAUUUUAUUCAGUAUGUGUGUCCUGUGAGACCACAGCCAUAAACCAACCCGAACUGAUAGGCGUGCCUUUGCAGUGACAUUGGUUACUGCCAGUAUAUUACUGUGGGUUUCUUUGGCAACAUAAAUGUACCACUUCACUGAUGCCAGGUUCUUGUCUUGGUAUAUGUUGCUACCAUGGGUAGUAUUGGAAGUGUGACUGUUGAUUCUUGGCUUACAGUAUUGCUGUGGGCUUGUCCGGUAACGAUUACGUCAUAGGCAAUAUUGGACUAUAUAUCUGGGGCACUGUUCCCUGGCAGUAUUGCAGUGUGCUUGUGUUAGACAAAGUGUCUAGGUAAUAUUGUGGUGUUUUGUACCAAUUGGACCAUGUACUACAGCAGUAUUGCGAUGACUGACCGAAAUCUGACAUUGACAUAUACUCUGUUUAUUAUGCAAGAAUAUGUUGUUUGUAUAUAAAAGUUGACUCGCCAUACCACACAUUGUUACUACACCUGUCAGGUCCUGAAAAUAGUGGAAGGAAAUGUAAACUUGACCUUUGAUAAAUGCAUUAAUGUGAAUGUGCAUCCACUCCUCCAAGUAUAGGGUUUAGGAAACCACAUCACCAGCUGAAAUUCACUCUGGAAAUAUAAUUUAACAAUUUCUAAGUAAAUUAAGUACCUUUUUUUCUAAGUUUUUUCUCGAAAUUUUAUUCACCAUAUUAGUAUCAUUUUUUGUUUUAAUUAUCAGUUUUAAAAGCAUUAAAGUGGAUGGUUUUGGUGGGGUCUGAAUUACUUUUGCUUGAACACAAAUAUUUUAUUUAAAGAGAAACAUAUCUGUCAGUGAUUAUUUUUUAGGCUAAGUCACACGUUGCUUUGAGUUUAUUUGCAAUUUCCACUACUUUUAAUAGACACACUGAUCUGGAAGUUUGGAUUGCAGAGUACAUGGCCUGGAUACGCCCACAUUUCACUGUACUAUACACGGAUGUUAUAUCUGUAUACUGCCAUUUACAAAUGUACAAGGCACAUCAAAAUAUAUAUCUAUACAUAUAUAUAUAUAUAUAUGGUUAUUAUUGUUUGUUGAUCUUUGAUUGUUAAUGUUAACUUGUAAAUGCCCUGUGAUGUCAUUAUCCCCAAUGUUUUGAGGGUUUUUGUUUUUGUCUCUUCUCUGGUAAUCAUUGAACAACCCAUAUUGCUUGCAGCAUUCUAGGAAGAAGUCUGUUCAUAUGUAUU